Molecule: messenger RNA, 1943 nt
Organism: Sinocyclocheilus anshuiensis
Lineage: Eukaryota; Metazoa; Chordata; Actinopteri; Cypriniformes; Cyprinidae
Product: CD276 antigen homolog
Exons: 4
Coding region: 31-675 (214 amino acids)
Biological process (GO): T cell costimulation; cell surface receptor signaling pathway; immune response
Cellular component (GO): external side of plasma membrane
Source: RefSeq, a predicted model, not a curated record
AAUAAUAUAUUCUAAUAUUGGGCCAGAACCAUGAACAGCUGCUGCUUUAUCUGUGCAUUCGCUGUGCUGAUAAACAAAGUGUGUCUGCAGGUCACAGUAGAGGCUGUUAUUGGUGGUUCUGUUGUCCUGCCGUGUUCUUCAACUGAACAUGAUCUUAAAAUUCAAGACAUUGAUGUGAGCUGGAGACACAAUGGCAGUAAAAUUGUAUUUGAUAUAAUUCCACACAGUAAUUCACCAGUGAUACAGGAUCCAGAGUACAAGAACAGAACUGAAACUUUCCCUCAGGAGUAUCUGAGAGGAAACUUCUCCAUCAAACUCAACCAUCUUCAACACACUGAUGCAGGACAAUACAUUUGCUAUAUCACACACUUAGAUGAAUAUCAGACUGUACAGCUGAUCAUCAAUGGAUCAAUAUCCACUGAACAAGGAAACCAAGGAGAAACAGAACAGGACAGAAUGGUGCCAUCACUGCCUUUGCUCUUGGUUUGCAUUAUAUUACCUGUGUUAUUUAUAUUGGUUGUUAUUUUCAUUGUAGUUUUCUUGAAAAAAAAGUGCUCAAGCAGCCAGAGGCCAGCUGGAAACGGCGUGGGUUCGGCCACUCCUGAGGUUGUGAGCCCUUCUGCACAAUAUGAACCAGUAAAGGCUGAUAAUCAUGACGAAGCAGUUGGUAAAUGAAACACUGCACUUUCCUGCAGCAACUGCAUGAGCUUUUGCAUUUAAACAUGGAGUCAGAGGAGGUUAGUGCUUUCAUUGUUGUUGCCGCAGCUUCGGGUAGAAAAAUAAAUAAAAAGACGAGUAAGCAAAGGAUUUGUUUGAAGAACAGAAAACGGCUAGAAUGAGUGUGUGUUUCUGUAUCUUCCUUAUGUGCACACUAUAAGGCUACCUAGAAAUCUAUAGUGAUGUGGUCGUUCAUGGUUUUGGAAUUCAAGUCAAUUCCCAAAAAAUUAUCAGGAGCUCGCAAGGUGCUCUACUCAUUCAUAAAUCACUAUUGUAAUAAUAUUCCACAGCUGUUUUUGCAGGAAACGACAUUCUUCAAUGCAUGUCAUAUCUGUAAAUAAAGGAGAGAAGGUCUCAUAGUAGCUCGAAGGCUCAACAAAUGACCUUAAACUGAUAAGAAUUUAAGCACAAAGGGAAAGCAACUACAGUAAAAUAUGAAUCAUUGGCUUAGCUUUUCAGAAAUAUGUUUAGUUUAGUUUGCAUAGCAUCACAUUUGCUCAUCAUUGAGGUAUACAAAACAAUGUUUAUGUUGGUAACAUUGCCUAAAUAACCUCAAAACAACAGCGCCAUAUAAACUACUUACCUGGUCAUAUAACAUUUUGUGAAUAUACAUCUUUUAGUUAUUUAUUUAGUUGUAGGAGUGUUAGAUGUGUUGAUGUUGUUAGCAACAUUCACGCUAAGACAAUCGCCUGCAACCAUGGGCUCAGUUUGUUGGCCCAUUUCUGCCUUAUAAUAAAAAAGUUACAAUGUUAAAAAAUGAAAGUUACAAUGUUGCUUUAAUAGCUAUUUUUAUAUUUUCCCUUUGUACCAUUUGUCAUUUCUUUUUUAUUUUAUGUCUCAAGCCCUUUUAAUGACUAGUGUGUAUGAAGUGUGCUAUUUAAAUAACCUCGCCUUGCCUCUUGGCUUUGUAAGUUAAAAAGUUACUUUUUUAGCUGAAUGUUUACAGCUUUCUGAUGUUUUGUACUGUUAUAUCCUUGCCUUAUGCACUGCAUUUUUAUUGUAUAACAGAAUGAGAUGUUGAAACAGGUACUUUUUUGACUGAAGUUAUAAGACACAUAAGCCUGUCAAUAUGUUGCUGCCUUAAUUCUGUAUUAGCAAACAUUUAUAUUGAACUGUUUUAUUUGUAAGAACUGUUAUUUAAAUGUACUACAAUGUUCUCAGGUAUAUACAUUGGAAAUGAGGACCAUUGUGUUUCAUUGUAUGUAGACAAGCUCUUUAUAUUCAAG